This is a messenger RNA of Schistosoma intercalatum, 900 nucleotides long. The record is from the annotation of a GenBank genome assembly. NCBI's taxonomy places the organism in Eukaryota, Metazoa, Platyhelminthes, Trematoda, Strigeidida, Schistosomatidae.
GUUGAUAUUUGUAUACAUGUAUGUAACUACUUAUAAAAGUACCAAUUGAAUUGUGUAUAUACAAUUAUGGUAAUGAAAAAAUUUAGUGAACCAUCUUCUCCAAAUCCAAAUGAUGAAAUUGGUGAUAAUCAUAAUGUUAAUUAUAUAAAUGGCAUAGAAAAUAAUGAAGAUAUCAUAGAUUCAACAGUUAUACCUGUUGGUUAUGCUUUACUAGGUAGUGAAAUUGUACAUAUGGCAGAUGAUAACAUUGAUGAUAAUAAUGAUAGUGAGAUAAAUGAUUUGUCAGAUAGUGAAAAUGAUGAAAUUGAAAAUAACAAUGUAAUCAGUCAGCAUUUAUCAAAUUCUCAAUCAAUUGGAUUUAAUAAUGAUAAUAAUAAUAAUGAUCAUAAUAGUGAUCCAGUCAAUUUACAAGUUGAUGUAGAUAAUCUUCUGAAUCGACACUUGAGUCGAACUGAAUUUGAACCACGGGGAGCAUUUACAGCUUCUAAUUUGUGUACUAAUACGAUUGAUGAUUCAUCUCAUAUAGAAUUAUGGAAUCAGAACACACCGGCAUCCACAUCUCAAAUUACAAUUACUCCUGACGAAGCUGAUAAAAUUAAAAUGUACAUGUCUAAUUUUCAUUUACCCAUCUCUCAAUAUCCUACAUGGGCUACACAAAUACCAGAAGAAUUAUGGAAAUCGAAACUUUUGGAAAAAAUUCAGCAUAAUUAUAAACCAUAAAAAGGUGUUUGUAUUUUCAAGUUUAUUUUCUCUCUCUGUGUCUACUUUAUUUUUUUCUUUUCGGUUUCUUUAAUAACUUCGAAUUAUUCUCUGAUUAUAUGUUGAUUUCUUAUUAUUGUGAUUAUUUAUUUACGUUUGAAUAAUACAGGCAUUUACAUUUGUUUCUCUUACAUUAAGAAA